UAUGUGUGGAGUUGAUGUUGGUAGCGGUACUCAGGAUUACCGGACUGAGGUGGCUAAAGUGUAUUGCUCACAGUUACUGCCCUGCUACACAGCAAAUCUUCCAACAUUCUUCUACAAAUCCAAAGACUUUUCAAAAGCUUUCCUCCAUUUGCAAAUUUAUAACGAUGGAGGACAAGGAAACUCUUGCUAUGCUGAGUCAACCUGGGGAGAAGCGGGCAUGUCCAGAAGAGGAUUCAGAACACACUGCUAAGAGAACCAAACUUCAAGAUGAAGGCAAUGACAGCCAUGGCAACAAAAAGACAGAGGAACAGUGUGAGGAGGAAGAGGAGAUUGAAGAGGAUGGAGGGGAGCAUCUGGGGGAUGAAGACAAAGAGGGAGAGAGCUUUGCUGAUAUGAUGAAGCAUGGUCUUAGUGAAGUGGAUGUAGGCAUUCACAAAUUUGUCAGUGAACAUAAGGGAUUUUCUGGAAUUCUAAAAGAGAGGUACUCUGAUUUUGUGGUUCAUGAAAUAAACAAAGAGGGAAAGAUUGUGCAGCUUGAUGACCUCAGUGUACCUGUGGAAACAGAGGAAGUAUCUGAAGAGCCAGUUGAGUGCCAGGCUCUGACAGAAGAGCAGAAACAACAGCUCAGUGAUCUGCAACUCUUUAAAAACAAGGAGGGAAACGUGGCUAUUGAGGUGGAGGAAGAUUCCAAGGAGAAACGUACUGCGCUCCAUAAAGCAGUGAAGACUCUGUACCCUGGACUGGAGACCAAAACUGAGGAAAGAGAGGGCAAAAAGUUCAUAGUGGCAUACCAUGCAGCAGGGAAGAAAGCAUUAGCAGCCCCAAGAAAACAUUCUUGGCCCAAGAACCGUGGUAGCUUCUGCCAUUUUGUCCUCUACAAGGAGAAUAAAGAUACCAUGGAUGCCAUAAAUGUUCUUUCAAAAUUUCUCAGGGUCCGACCCAACGUCUUUUCCUACAUGGGCACUAAAGACAAGAGAGCCAUCACAGUUCAGGAGAUUGCUGUGCUAAGAAUCAGCGCAGUAAGAUUAGCUCACCUCAAUAAGUGCCUGAUGAACUUCAAACUGGGGAAUUUCAGCUAUAAAAAGCACCCUUUAAAACUGGGGGAGCUGCAGGGGAACCAUUUCACUGUGGUACUCAGGAACAUCUCUGGCUCAGAUGAGCAAGUAGAACAGGCCAUGACAUCACUCAGGGACACAGGCUUUAUCAACUACUAUGGCAUGCAGCGUUUUGGGACCACAGCUGUCCCAACACACCAGGUUGGCAGGGCCAUUCUGCAGAACAACUGGACUGAGGUAAUGGACCUCAUCCUGAAACCAAGGCCUGGGGCUGAGAAGGGCUAUCUGGUGAAGUGUAGAGAAGAGUGGGCACAGACUCGGGAUCCUGAGGCAGCACUGAGGAAGCUACCAGUGAAGCGUUGUGUAGAAGGACAGCUCCUUAGAGGCCUUUCAAAGUUCGGCAAAAACAACAUUAUUACAGCUUUUGGGCUGAUUCCUCGCAACAACAGGCUCAUGUACAUCCACAGCUACCAGAGCUUUGUGUGGAACACCAUGGUCAGUAGGAGAGUUGAAGCCUAUGGCCUUAAAGCUGUAGAAGGGGACUUGGUACUCAAAGGAGGCAGUGCUCACAUACUGUCUGCUGAAGAAGCCGAGAAGCAGCCCAUUCAUGAUGUUGUGAUGCCGCUACCUGGAUUUGAUGUAAUUUACCCUACACAUGAGGUGGGAAAGGGGUACAAAGACAUGCUGGCAGCCGAUAACCUGGACAUUGAUAACAUGAGACACAAAGUGCGAGAUUAUUCGCUCGCUGGAGCAUAUCGCCGCAUCCUCAUCCGGCCCAGUGAUGUCAGCUGGGAGGUGAUCAACUAUAAUGACAACACAGUACCUCUGAUCCACACAGAUGUCCAGAAACUGGAAAACAAACCAGCACCAGUGUAUCUUACAGAGGGUAAAUACAGGGCUCUGAAGAUGGAUUUCUCCCUCCCAUCCUCUACGUAUGCUACCAUGGCCAUCAGAGAAGUUCUGAAAAUGGACACUAGCAUCAAGAGCCAGACACGGCUUAAUACUGUGUGGCUGAACUGAGCACCUCGGUCUGUCUGCAGUUUUAUUGCUGGAGCAACUGAUCCAAAAUUUCAACCAGAAAAAUAGCACAGAGGAGCUACUGAAUUGUUGUUCAAUCCUUUUUUAUUUUUGGUUUUUUGUUUCUAGACGACAUUGUUUUUAAAGUUUACUUUCAGACUCUCUGUUCUUUAUGCAUUUUCUCUCCUUUUUUUUCCCUUUUCAGCACGUCCAAUUGCCCGAUUGCAUCAUGCCUCCUCUCCACCAAUGCUGAUCCCUGCUCUGAUUGAGGAGAACAAAGCCAACCCACACCCCCUCCGACACGUGGGCAGCAUGCCAUAUGCAUCUUAUCACCUACACUUUGACGAGUGCAGUGCAGCUCAGCGUUGUGUACGGAGAGACACACCCUAAGAGCACUCUUUUCUCAUCUCUGUGCAGGUGCCACCAGUCAGCCAACAGAGGUCACAAUUGCACCAGUCAUGAGAGAGAGAGAGAGAGAGAGACCCCAUUCGGCUUAGUCCCGCCCAUCUGAACAACAGGCCAAUCAUUGUUCAUGUGGCUGCUCAUCCUCAGCCGACAGGCAGAGCUGAGAUUCGAUACAAUGUAUUCGAGAUCCCAGCUCUGGUUCCAGUGUGUGUUUUUACUGCUGCGCCACCUGAGCGGCCUGUUACACUGGUAUUUAAUCCACAUUGGUAAAACAGAAGCUGGGGCCUCAUCUAUAAACACACUGUAUUAUUCCCAAAUGUGGACAGAGAUUUUUUUUUUUUUAAAUGAUAUAUAAAACAUUUGUACAUAAAUACUCUUAAUUAAUCUCAAACAUCCUUGUUAAAAUGGUGCAAAAGGAUGGCUUGUGUUUGCUUAUUAACAGACAGAUGGAUUCUUUUAUUAUGCAAAAUGUGUCUUUUACUUUGGCAUAUCAAAUAAACUGUAUAGACAGAAUUUAUACAAAAUCUUAAAUGCAUCCUUUACAUAAAACAGCACUCUACUGACCCAUUUUUGUAAGCUUAAAGAAAACAUUUUUUCAGUAGCUUAGUUUUAGGUUUUAAUAAUCAAGAAUUUUGUAGUAGCAUCCAAUGCAUAUCAUUUGAUCAUUUGUUUUUAAUAAAUUGGCCCCUGUAACUGAGCACACAGAACUGAUCUCUUGGUCCUUGAUUGAUGUAUGUAGAGCAAAUGUGUCGGGUUGGUUUUCAGGUGUACAGAUUGGACAAAUCAAAUACUAUCUUUUUAUUUUGUGCAAUUAAAUGACUUUUUGCGGAAGAUGCCAAGUGAAUAAGUAUAAUAAAAUCCUUUAUACCUGCAGCGUUCAGUUUCAAAGUUUUAGUAACCUCUGGUUUAUAAGUAAAGUGCCUUUUAAAUUUGGUUAUCCUGAUAAAAUAUCCCAUAUUUUCAUUGUAACAAUCUAAUUGAAGAUGUCAAAGAUAUGAUGCAGGCUCAGUAACCCUAGGUCAAAAACAAGCUGUGUCUUGUGUCGGAAACAUAUUUUGUAAGAGACAUGUAAUAGCAGUCUUGUCAUAAAAUAUCAAUUUAAAAAUAUAAAUAACUGAAAAUGAAUAAAUCACAAAUUUGACUGGAAAAUGCACAUACAGGAAUUUACAUUUUUUUAUUUAGACAGACAAAGAAAAAAGCUGGAACAGGCUUUUUUUGAAACCUGUUGGAAAGACUGCAUCUCUGCAGCACUCCAAAAAAUCCAGCUAAUUUUAUAGUUGUGGCCACUGUAAAAAACACAGCAGCCAGUUUUGAAUUUGAUAAACAGCAUGUAAAGGACUGUCAUAUUUGUUUAUUUUUUACCUCAUAAUGUCAAGGAUUUAACCUUAACCUUGACAGUACUAAAUUCUACCUAACACACCUGUAACUUGUUUUAUAGUUUUUUUAUAACACUUCAUUUUGAGUGACAUAAUUGUACACAUGCUGGAUUGCUGACAAUCUGUUCACUGAUAUUCUUCCUACCUACAGUACUAUUCUAUCCACAAUUAAACAAUCAUGUGUACAUCAUCUCUUAGUGCAGAUAGUAUUAGGGUGGCUGGCUGGGUAGCACUGUCGCCUCACAGCAAGAAGGUGCUAGGUCCUUUCUGUGCGAAGUUUGCAUGUUCUUCCCGUGUCUGCGUAGGUUUCUGCUGGGAAAUCCAGUUCCCUCCCACAGUCCAAAAACAUGCAAGUGAGGCGAAUUAGAGAUAUAGAAUUGUCCAUGACUGUGUUUGACAUUAAAUUUGAACUGAUGAAUCUUGUGUAACCAUUAACUACCUGUCCUGUCAUGAAUGUAACCAAAGCGUGUAAAACAUGAUGUUAAAAUCCUAAUAAACACUGAU
Molecule: messenger RNA, 4357 nt
Organism: Trichomycterus rosablanca
Lineage: Eukaryota; Metazoa; Chordata; Actinopteri; Siluriformes; Trichomycteridae
Gene: pus7
Product: pseudouridine synthase 7
Exons: 17
Coding region: 15-2075 (686 amino acids)
Biological process (GO): pseudouridine synthesis
Cellular component (GO): nucleus
Molecular function (GO): pseudouridine synthase activity; RNA binding
Source: RefSeq, a predicted model, not a curated record